This is a messenger RNA of Apaloderma vittatum (bar-tailed trogon), 1500 nucleotides long. RefSeq names its product solute carrier family 2, facilitated glucose transporter member 11-like. Gene Ontology annotation, cellular component: membrane. Gene Ontology annotation, biological process: monosaccharide transmembrane transport. The transcript is spliced from 12 exons. The coding region runs from base 1 to 1500 and encodes 499 amino acids. NCBI's taxonomy places the organism in Eukaryota, Metazoa, Chordata, Aves, Trogoniformes, Trogonidae. Gene Ontology annotation, molecular function: hexose transmembrane transporter activity. The record is from RefSeq and is a predicted model, not a curated record.
AUGACCGGCUUCCUAUCAGACGUGGUGCAGUACCGGGGGCUUUUCCAAAUGAUCGCUGUCCUGGGGAUUGGUGGAACAUUCCAAAUGGGUUUUCAAAUUUCUUCCAUCACCUACAUGUCUCAGCAUGUUAAGACUUUCAUUAAUGAAACUUGGCUGGAGCGAUAUGGAUACUCCAUCCAUCAGGAUAACCUCUUGUUCCUGUGGUCUAUCACUGUGUCCAUCUUUGGUAUAGGAGGUCUCUUGGGUUCUUCAGCAAGUAGAUACCUGACUGUCAAGUAUGGCAAAAAGAAAUGUCUCUUGUGCAACAAUCUGCUCAUGAUAGUGGCAGCAUCUGUCAUGGGGUGCAGUAAAUUAGCCCGGUCCUUUGAGAUGAUUCUAAUUGGACGUUUCAUGUGUGGAAUAAGUACAGGUCUUUGUGUUCCUCUACAUCAUCAAUACGUUGGGGAAAUCUCCCCCAGGAAGCUACGUGGAUUUGCAAACUCUACUUCCUCUUUCUUUUGGUCACUGGGAAAAGCCGUAGGGCAAAUUUCAGGACAAAGGGAGCUGCUGGGCAGCCAGUCCCUGUGGCCCAUGCUGAUAGCCUCCUGCGGACUCCCAGCACUGCUCCAGCUGGUCACUCUGCCCUUCUUCCCUGAGUCCCCACCAUACCUCCUCAUGCAUAAAGAAGAUCAGGAAGGCUGCAUAAAAGCCAUAAGGCAGCUUUGGGGUGAAGGCCAUCACCAAGCAGACAUUGAUGACAUCAUGAAAGAGAAGGCAACAAUGAAAAACACCAAGAUCUUGAGUGUCGUGGAGCUAAUGAAAGAACCUGCUUCUCGUUGGCAGCUGUACAUGAUAGUUAUUCUGACCGCCACAGUUCAGCUAUGUGGCAUCAACGCAAUUUAUUUUUAUACUUUUGAAGUCCUCCAGGCAGCUGGCUUUGAUGAAAGAAUGAUCUCCUAUAUGACCCUCUCUCUUGGACUCUCUGAACUUCUAGCUACUGUAGUCUGUAGCUCCAUCAUUGAGCGGCUGGGCAGGAAAGUGCUCCUAAGAGGAGGCUAUUGGAUCAUGAGUUCACUGCUAGCUGCUCUCACCCUGACCCUCUCCCUACAGGACUGGUAUUUCUGGAUGCCAUACUGCAGCCUUUGUCUGAUUGUCUUUGUUGUAGUUGUCUUUGGAGUUGGACCAAGUGGUGCAACAGUUGCCAUAAGGGCUGAAAUUUUCAAGCUCUCAUGCAGACCACCUGCCUUUGUGAUCAGUUCAGUUGUCAACCAUCUGGGUGUCUUUGUGAUUGGAACAACCUUCCCCUUCAUUGUGGAAAGACUCAAGCACUUCUGCUUCCUCAUCUUUAUGGGGGUACUUUUCACUUCAGGGAUAUUUAUCCACCUGUUCCUUCCAGAAACAAACGGGAAAUCAGUCAUGGAAAUCACAGAAGAAUUCAAUAAGCUAAACUUUAAAAAGAAGUAUAUUCCAACAACCCCAAAUCACGUCACAGAGGAUUAUACCUUCUGCACCAGGCUUUGA